AUGUUAUCAGAAUUAUUCUCUAAUCUGGAAAUUGAUGAAACUGAAAGUAACAAAGAGAGAGGACAACAGUGCACUCCUGAUAAUUAUUCAGCCGAAAUUCAUAGUGUUGGAUGGUUUCUCAACAAAACUCUAUCGAUUGAUCGUAAAGCGGAUGAAGACAGAGAACUCGUUAGUUAUAAAGCCGCCUACUUUAACUACCAUGAGGAUUACAGAAAAGCAGUUGAUGAAUACACUACAUUGUUUUUGGAGUACAAGCAUAGUCGUACUCAUACAGUUGCCGCUAUUGACUCCCUUGUUCGGUGUGCUUUGAAGAUUCCCGAUUUUCCAGCUGAUAAACUCUUUUCCUAUCUUCAUGAAUAUGAACAAUGUGCUCUUGACUAUGGCGAUCAACUACAAUAUUUGAGCUUGAAAAAGGAUGUGUAUUCAAAACUUUGUUUACCGGAUGCCUCGCAGAUAUUCAUAGAUACUGUCUGUCUUCUUUGUGCUUCUGUGGACUUGCCAGAACACUGGUUAGCCUUUGGGCAAAGGCCUUCCCUGAUUGUAGGAGAAAACUUCCACAUAGGUUACAUGAUGAGGACAGCUCUUCUGUUGGAGCGGCAUUCAAAAUAUGCUCACGGCUUCGUUAGCAGGGUAUUGAACAGAAAGCUUAUGGAUCUACGUAAACGCUUGGCAGAAUUAGGAUCUCUCGAACGGGUGCGUCUGCAAAUUUGUUAUUUACGUUUCACAGAUUAA
Messenger RNA from Haemonchus placei, 732 nucleotides. NCBI's taxonomy places the organism in Eukaryota, Metazoa, Nematoda, Chromadorea, Rhabditida, Trichostrongylidae. The record is from the annotation of a GenBank genome assembly.